AUGGAGAAGAGAAAGUUUAAGCCCUUCAUCCCUGCAGUUAUCACUGGAAACGUGAAGUCGCUGGCGAAUAAAGUGGACGAACUGGAAGCGCUUGUCAGGACACAGAGGGAGUAUAGACAGUCCAGUAUCAUGUGUUUCACAGAAACGUGGCUGCAUGAGAAGAUACCUGACUCAAACGUCGCCAUCCCCGGCUUCCAGACGGUUCGAACCGUCAGAGACACCACCGCGACCGGCAAGAAGAAAGGAGGGGGCCUCGUGUCACCCCGGCACGUCUCUGUUAAAGAGCAGUGGUGUGGGGAGAACCACCUGCAGCUGAACGUGACGAAGACGAAGGAGAUGCUGGUGGACUUCAGGAAGAAGUCUCUGUCCGCCUUGGGAGCGCCCCUGCCACCACGAGGGGUGGAUGGGGGGGAAGGCGAUGCCAUUGCUCGGCUGGUCGAUGAGAAGUUCCAGUGUGUGUUUGAGGGGAUUGCUAAAGCUGGAAACUCAACCCUUCUGAAUGAGAUCUACACAGAGCUCUACAUCACAGAGGGAGGGACUGCAGAGGUCAAUGAUGAACAUGAGGUCAGACAGAUUGAAACAGCAUCCAGGAAACCACACAGACCAGAAACAAUCAUCCGACAAGAAGACCUCUUUAAAGCCUCACCUGGAAGACAUGGACCAAUCAGAAGAGUGAUGACAAAGGGAGUGGCUGGCAUUGGGAAAACAGUCUUAACACAGAAGUUCACUCUGGACUGGGCUGAAGGCAAAGCGAACCAGGACAUCCUCUUCAUAUUUCCAUUGACUUUCAGAGAGCUGAAUGUGGUAAAAGAGAGAAAGUUCAGCUUGGUGGAACUUGUUCAUCACUUCUUCACUGAAACCAAAAAAGCAGGAAUCUUCAGCUUUGAAGACUUCCAGGUUGUUUUCAUCUUUGAUGGUCUGGAUGAGUGUCGACUUCCUCUGGACUUCCACAAGACUGAGAUCCUGACUGAUGUUACAGAGUCCACCUCAGUGGAUGUGCUGCUGACAAACCUCAUCAGGGGAAAACUGCUUCCCUCUGCUCGCCUCUGGAUAACCACACGACCUGCAGCAGCCAAUCAGAUCCCUCCUGAGUGUGUUGACAUGGUGACAGAGAUCAGAGGGUUCACUGACCCCCAGAAGGAGGAUUACUUCAGGAAGAGGUUCAGAGAUGAGGAGCAGGCCAGCAGGAUCAUCUCCCACAUCAAGACAUCACGAAGCCUCCACAUCAUGUGUCACAUCCCAGUCUUCUGCUGGAUCACUGCUACAGUUCUGGAGGAUGUGCUGGAAACCAGAGAGGGAGGAGAGCUGCCCAAGACCCUGACUGAGAUGUACAUCUACUUCCUGGUGGUUCAGGCCAAAGUCAAGAAGGUCAAGUAUGAUGGAGGAGCUGAGACAGAUCCACACUGGAGUCCAGAGACCAGCGAGAUGAUUGAGUCUCUGGGAAAACUGGCUUUUGAUCAGCUACUGAAAGGAAACCUGAUCUUCUAUGAAUCAGACCUGACAGAGUGUGGCAUCGAUAUCAGAGCAGCCUCAGUGUACUCAGGAGUGUUCACACAGAUCUUUAAAGAGGAGAGAGGCCUGUACCAGGAGAAGGUGUUCUGCUUCGUCCAUCUGAGUGUUCAGGAGUUUCUGGCUGCAGUCUACAUGAUCCACUGUUACACCAACAGGAAGACAGAGGAGCUGCAGGACUUCCUGGGAGAAAACUACAAUAACUCACCUCUGGAAGAGUUUCUGAACAGAGUUAUGAUUAAAGCCCUGGAGAGUAAAAAUGGUCACCUGGACCUGUUAGUUCGCUUCCUUCAUGGCCUCUCUGUGGAGUCCAACCAGAGACUCUUAGGAGGUCUGCUGGGUCAGAGAAAGAACAGUCCAGAAAUCAUCCAGAGAACCAUCAACAACCUGAAGAAGAUGAACACCGAUAAAAUGUCUCCUGACAGAAGCAUCAACAUUUUCCACUGUCUGAUGGAGAUGAAUGACCUCUCAGUUCAUCAGGAGAUCCAAGAGUUCCUGAAGUCAGAGAAAAGAUCAGAGAAGAAACUCUCUGAGAUGCACUGCUCAGCUCUGGCCUACAUGCUGCAGAUGUCAGAGGAGGUUCUGGAUGAGUUGAACCUGGAUCAGUACAACACAACAUGGGAGGGACGACGGAGACUGAUCCCAGCUGUGAGGAACUGCAGAAAAGCUCGACUUUAUAAUUGUGGACUCUCAGAGAGGGACUGUGAAGUUGUGGCCUCAGCUCUGAAGUCCAACCCCUCCCAUCUGAAACAUCUGGACCUGAGUGACAACAGCCUGAAGGAUUCAGGAGUGAAGCAUCUGUCUGCUGGACUGGAGAGUCCAAACUGCAAACUGGAGACUCUGAGAUUGAGGAGAUGCAGUUUGUCAGAGAUCAGCUGUGAUUCUCUGGGACCAGCUCUGAAGUCCAACCCCUCCCAUCUGAAACAUCUGGAGCUGAGCAACAACAACCUGAAGGAUUCAGAUCUUAAACAGCUGUGUGGUUUUCUGGAGAGUCCAGACUGUAGACUGGAGACUCUGGAGUUGGAGAGCAGCAGUUUGUCUGAGAUUAGCUGUGAUUCUCUGGUCUCAGCUCUGAAGUCCAACCCCUCCCAUCUGAAACAUCUGGACCUGAGUUACAACAAGCUGAAGGAUUCAGGAGUGAAGCAGCUGUGUGGUUUUCUGGAGAGUCCAGACUCAAAACUGGAGACUCUGAGAUUGACUGAAUGCAGUUUGUCAGAGAUCAGCUGUGAUUCUCUGGUCUCAGCUCUGAAGUCCAACCCCUCCCAUCUGAAACAUCUGGAGCUGAGUUACAACAACCUGAAGGAUUCAGGAGUGAAGCAGCUGUGUGGUUUUCUGGAGAGUCCAGACUGUAGACUGGAGACUCUGAGGUUGUGGAGAUGCAGUUUGUCAGAGAUCAGCUGUGAUUCUCUGGUCUCAUCUCUGAAGUCCAACCCCUCCCAUCUGAAACAUCUGGACCUGAGAAUCAACAACCUGAAGGGUUCAGGAGUGAAGCAGCUUCUUGAUCUUGUGGAGAGUCCAGAUUAUAAACUGGAGACUCUGAGGUGA
Mugil cephalus (flathead mullet) is the source of this 3054-nucleotide messenger RNA. RefSeq names its product NACHT, LRR and PYD domains-containing protein 12-like. The record is from RefSeq and is a predicted model, not a curated record. The transcript is spliced from 8 exons. Bases 1 to 3054 code for a protein of 1017 amino acids. NCBI's taxonomy places the organism in Eukaryota, Metazoa, Chordata, Actinopteri, Mugiliformes, Mugilidae. Gene Ontology annotation, molecular function: protein binding.